AUGGGUACGUCAAGUUCCCCUAUGCUCGUCAACAAGAGCGUCCCAGGUAUACCAUAUUUCACCCCUGCCCAUGCUGCGGAUCCGGGUGCGCCGUUCACUGCAUCUCCUGAUACCCCGACACUCUUCACCCCUCUAAGGAUCCGUUCCAAGACACUGCGCAACCGCAUAAUAGUGGCACCGAUGUGCCAAUACUCCACGGCUUCUUCGGGUCCAGAUAUUGGCAAACUCACCGACUAUCACAUUGCAACGCUAGGCCAUUACGCCCUGAAGGGAGCGGCUUUAGUCUUCAUUGAAGCAACGGGCGUGCAGCCGAAUGGACGAAUUAGCCCCAACUGCCCUGGGCUGUGGAGUGACGCGCAGACUGAAAGCGUCAAACGCGUCUCAGACUUUGUCAGGUCGCAGGGUGCCCUGUCCGGGAUCCAGUUAGCUCACGCCGGACGAAAGUCAAGCACUAUGCCGCCGUGGCUGGCAUCAUCUGUCAAGAGGCCGUCUGUCCGCGCGGACAAGGAUGCCGAUGGAUGGCCAGACGAUGUGGUAGGACCGAUGGGCGGGCCAGAGGAGAGCUGGGAUGGCAAAGGAUUAUCGCAGGACGGCGGCUUUUGGCCUCCGAGGCAGUUGAGUGUGGAGGAGAUCCAAGGCGUCGUCAAAGCAUUUGCAGAGAGCGCGCGCAGAGCCGUGGAAGCCGGCAUCGAUGUUAUUGAAAUCCACGCUGCGCAUGGCUACCUGAUACAUCAAUUCCUGAGUCCCAUCACAAAUAGGCGCACCGACCAGUACGGCGGCAGCUUUGAGAAUCGCACACGCAUGCUGGUUGAGGUCAUCAAAGCUGUCCGGGCACAGAUACCACAAGAUAUGCCUCUGUUCUUGCGGGUCAGUUCCACGGAGUGGAUGGAGGAGACGGACUUGGGCAAGCAGCUCGGAAGCUGGGAUGUGGAAAAUACGAUGAAACUGGCUCGUCUACUUCCUGGGUUGGGGGUGGAUCUUCUCGACGCCAGCAGUGGCGGGAAUCAUCCUCGGCAGCGCAUCAACAUGUUUUCGUCCAAGGACUAUCAGACCAAGAUCGCGCACCAGAUCCGGCAGAUGAUGAAGGCAAACAACCUGAAGUUGCUGAUUGGCGCUGUGGGCCUGAUCACGGAAGCCGAGCAGGCAAGAGAUAUUGUUGACGACAAAGGAUCGGACAAGAGUAUCGGAGAGGAAGCCAACGCCGCAAACGAGAUGACAGAUGCUAAAGGUGGCAAGGAGCCUAUGGCAGAUGUUAUUCUUGUGGCGAGACAAUUUAUGAGAGAGCCGGAGUGGGUGUUGAAAGUGGGUUGGAAGUUGGGUGUUGACGUCGCCUGGCCCAGCCAAUUCCUAAGAGUGAGGUUUCCGAAGCUCUUCACCCCCGACAUUGUUCUGCGGGUCAGCGUCGACACUGUCCAGCUCAACUGUCAGCCUCGUCUCUCAACGCUGGUCAACGGCACAUAUCCAGCACCCCCCAUAUAUCUCGAGCCCGAGCGAACAACAUGGAUUCGGGUGUACAACGACGCGAACCAUUGGCAUGGUCUCUCACUGGCUGCGGCGCCCUUUGCUGACGGGGCACCAUUGGCUUCACAAUGGCCAAUUCCUCCUGGACAUUUCUAUGAUUACGAGCUCCAUCCCAGCGGUAGCGAAGCUGGAACGUCCUUCUAUCAUUCGCACGUGGGCUUCCAAGCCAUCACAGCAUCGGGGGCAUUGAUUAUAAAGGAUGCUAUGCCUCCGCCAUAUGUUUACGACGAUGAGAUUAUUCUGAAAAUCGGCGACUUUUACCCCGAGGACGAUCAAACAAUCGAAUCACAGUUGACAGACGUUCCCUGGAUAUGGCCGGGAGAUCCGACAUCUCUGCUAAUUAAUGGACAAAGUGGAACAGCUCCUAACGCUUCUAAUCCAGGUCCGUCUGACCCUUCAUGUCAACCUUGGAUCAUGAAUGUCGAGACCAACAAGACGUAUCGAGUGCGCCUCAUUGGCAGCACUGCCUUGUCUCUGGUGCUAUUUGGCUUGGAACAUCACGACAAUCUGACCAUCAUCGAAACGGACAACUCCUACGUCUAUCCCGUAGAGACGUCGUAUAUGCAGAUCGACACAGGUCAGAGGUUCAGUUUCUUGUUGAAGACGAAAUCGCAAAGUGAAUUGGAUUGUUUGAAUGGACAGACGAGAUUCUGGAUCCAGUUUGAGACUCGAGAAGGUCAGAGAACGGUUUUUGCAUGGGCUAUUCUCAAUUAUGCCGACACGAACAUUCCGACGCGGCAAGGAUUAGAGCAUAGCGAGCCGGGGGACCGUCGCGAUCCAGCCUCAAACUCAUCAUGUCCGGGUUCCCUCCCUCCGGCACCAAUCCUUGACCUACCCGCCAACGUAACAGGUUGGCUCGAGUAUGCUUUUCAAAAUCCUCCCUUGGCAGGCUACGAAGCUCCCCCUAAUGCAACGGAAGUGACUCGCCGCAUCAUCAUCUCAACCUCACAAUUCCUCAAUAACUCCUCCGGCUACACAGUGAUGCUCUCCAACAACGAAUACUGGACCGAUACCGCUCCCCUAGGACCAACAACGAACACGCCGUACCUCGUUGAGAUUCUUCAAAACGGGACCAUCAAUGGUGUCACUCCAGACUACGGCCGUGCAAUCGCCAACGGGGCCUUUGAUCCUCUCUCACAGAUGUAUCCAGCCCGAAUCGGUGAGGUCCUUGAAAUUGUAUGGCAGAAUGCUGCUUCAUACCCAGCGGGGAUCUACGGUCUGCAUCCCAUGCAUGCUCACGGUGGACCCUAUUGGGACCUGGGUUCUGGCUCAGGAGAAUACUCACCGGAAGCUCACGCGGUACUGCUGGAAUCCUAUUCAGCGGGCAAUGGCCCUUACCCCGGCUCGCGGCGUGACACGACCUUGUUAUAUAAAUAUACUUUGCAGGCCCCUCAGCCUGGGGAGGUGAAUGGCUGGCGAGUAUGGCGCAUACGCAUCACUGAGAGGAAUAUUGGCGUGUGGAUGAUGCACUGUCAUAUCCUGCAGCAUAUCGUAAUGGGCCAGCAGACGGUGUGGGUGUUCGGGACGCCGGAGGAGAUCAGAGCGAAUUCGAUACCUGUACAAGGCAAUUUGGAGGGAUAUUUUACCUAUGGCGGGGAUGUUAUGGGCAAAGCUGGAGAGGAAGAGGCGGGGAUUGAUAUUCUGCAAUUCUUCAGGGAUGGAUGA
This is a messenger RNA of Cladophialophora bantiana CBS 173.52, 3186 nucleotides long. RefSeq names its product L-ascorbate oxidase. Lineage: Eukaryota; Fungi; Ascomycota; Eurotiomycetes; Chaetothyriales; Herpotrichiellaceae. The record is from RefSeq and is a predicted model, not a curated record. The transcript has 3 exons. Gene Ontology annotation, molecular function: copper ion binding; NADP binding; NADPH dehydrogenase activity. Gene Ontology annotation, cellular component: intracellular anatomical structure. The coding region runs from base 1 to 3186 and encodes 1061 amino acids.